Vicia villosa (hairy vetch) is the source of this 1460-nucleotide messenger RNA. RefSeq names its product B2 protein. Gene Ontology annotation, biological process: response to endoplasmic reticulum stress. NCBI's taxonomy places the organism in Eukaryota, Viridiplantae, Streptophyta, Magnoliopsida, Fabales, Fabaceae. The record is from RefSeq and is a predicted model, not a curated record. The transcript has 5 exons. The coding region runs from base 142 to 1131 and encodes 329 amino acids.
CACUCUUGUCGUUCAAACAAUUUUCUCUAUAACACUUUUCUUCUCUGUUGAGCAAAGUAACAUAUAGAUACACAUAUAGAUAUAGUUUCUAUAAACAUUGAACUUUCUUCAGAAAAUCUAUCUGUGAAGAAGAAGAACAAGAUGGAGAACAACUACAACAAUAACAUCAACAACAAUCAACAAUCGUUUUGGCAAUUCAGUGAUCAACUUCGUGUUCACACAUCAAAUCUUGCAAACUUAUCGUUAAACGAUUCAAUUUGGGGUAACAAUUACUCAUCCUCCAAAAAUGAACGAAGAAACUUUGAUAUCAAAGUUGGUGGUGAAAUCAGCAACAACAACAACAAAAGUGAUGGUUGGAAACAGAUGAACAACAACAACAGCAACAUGGUUGGUGUUGUUGAUGUUGGGAUUAAUGGCGGUUUCAACAAAGGAGUUUAUCCGAAUUCAAACCCUUAUGGUAAUUUUAACAGUAAUAACAACAACAACUUUGAUAUCAAUUUCAAGGGAGUUAAGUUUGGUGGUGCUAAGGUUGAAGAUGAGAAUUUUCAUGUGGCUAAAUCUUCUAAGAAGAACACAAACCCUAACAAGAAAGACAACAACAAUAGUGAUGGGAACAAGAAUAAGGAUGUGAAAGGUGCUUCUGACAAGAGAUUCAAAACGUUGCCACCGACGGAGUCUUUGCCUAGGAAUGAAACAAUUGGAGGGUAUAUCUUUGUUUGUAACAAUGAUACCAUGGCUGAGAAUCUCAAGAGGCAACUCUUUGGUUUGCCUCCCAGAUACAGAGAUUCAGUUAGGGCCAUUACUCCUGGGUUGCCCCUUUUUCUGUACAACUAUACAACUCAUCAACUUCAUGGAGUCUUUGAGGCUGCAAGUUUUGGAGGAACAAAUAUUGAUCCAACUGCUUGGGAGGACAAGAAGUGUGUCGGAGAAUCUCGUUUCCCUGCUCAGGUCAGAGUGAUAACUAGGAAAACAUGUGAGCCACUUGAAGAGGAUUCUUUCAGGCCAGUUCUUCAUCACUAUGAUGGUCCUAAGUUUCGUCUUGAGCUCAAUGUGCCUGAGGCGUUAUCUCUGCUGGAUAUUUUUGAAGAACAAGAUACUUCCAACAACUCUGUGAAGGUUAUGCAAGCAUAAAAGGGACACAUCUCUUUUGAAAGGUUAUGCAAGCAUAAAAGGGGACACAGUUUACAAAGGAAUAAAGAAAAAUAAGUCAUAAUUAGAGAUUUGGUUUGUUUUUAUAGCUAUAUGGACUUAAAAAUAGAGUCCUAAGAAUAUAAAAAAAACAAAGUGAGUGUUUUUAGUGGAGGAUAUGUUUGGAUGGGUAUUCAGUCUAAAUAUUGUGUUCUAAUGUUUUGUAUAGAGGCUGCUACUGCUAUACAUGGUUGUCCAAUUUUCUUAUGUUUUUGUUUGGUAUAAAACUAUCAUAUCAUAUUUAAAAAGAAUACAAUAUUUAUUUUGCUUAA